AUGAAACAACAGCUAACACAUUAGCUGACGUGCUUGACUUUUCCAGUGAAACUCCCGAACAACAUGAGAUCCUCAGAUGAGGAGAGGCAGACUGAGGAGGAGGAGGAAGAGAAAGUGAGACAUUUAAAAGCUUAAGCAGCUUCUCUGGAAGAAAAGAGAAGCUGAAGGUCAGGGGAGAAACCCCGAGAGACCCUUCGGCCCCGAAACAGACACUUCUUAGCCACAACUCCACCGAUGAGACCCAACAAGACGAGACCAAGAAGACAAUCAGGUCAAGGAGGACAAAUGAAGAAACUCCUACUCCUCCUGACAUGGGUCAGUCGACGGUGAAUAGACACAGAGAUUAGAUAGAUAGAUAGAUAGAUAGAUAGAUAGAUAGAUAGAUAGAUAGAUAGAUAGAUAGAUAGAUAGAUAGAUAGAUAGAUAGAUAGAUAGAUAGAUAAGAGGAAGGACAAAUGAAGGAAACAUCUGCAAGUGAGAAGACUUGAGUCAGGUGAAGGAGCUGAGAUGACGCCAGAGGAACCUGAACCGAUCCAGCUGUGCCAGAAAUAGCUUUCAUCAUGGGUUUAAGCCAAGUCUCCAACAUCAUUCCAAACAUCGGUUUGGUGGCGGCAGCAGUGGCAGCGAGCAACCAUCCCAACAACUCUGGCACCUUGCCCACCUCGUCCCUCCCUCCGUCAUCCUGCAGCAUUGAUGAAUCCUACAAGUAUGUCUUCCUCCCCGUGUGCUACUCGCUGACCUUCCUCUUCAGCCUCACCCUCAACUCGGUGGUCCUGCUGCGCUCCUGCUGCCACCAUGGCGGUUGCCGUAGUGGUGGUGGUAGUAGUGGCGGUGUGCGGCGCUGGAACACCUCUCUGAUCUACAUGGUAAACCUGGCCACCACUGACCUGAUGUAUGGUCUGUCGCUGCCCUUUCUGGUGGCGAGCUAUGUGCUAAGGGACCACUGGGUGUUCGGAGACUUCAUGUGCCGGCUCGUCCGCUUCCUCUUCUACUUCAACCUGUACUGCUCCAUCUUCUUCCUCACCUGCAUCUCUGUGCACAGGUACUUGGGGAUCUGCCAUCCAAUGAGGACCAUUACUUUGGAGAGUAAGCGGGUGGUGAAGGGGACCUGUGCACUGGUGUGGGUGGUGGUCUUCAUUCUCACCUGCCCUAUCUUCAGGUUUGCCCAGACAGGAUACGUCAGGCGUAGAGGUGGUGGGGUUGUUGAGCCUGGUGGGGCAACGGAAAACAGGAACAGUACAGGAUCUCAGUUGGAGGACCAGGAGGGAUACAUGAACUGCUGGGACGAUGCCAUUGAUAAGGAGUUUGCGGACUACGUCCCCUAUGGCAUUGUACUCCACCUAUUGGGCUUCUUUGUGCCCUUUGUUAUCAUCGCCUGGUGUUACUCUCAGGUGGUCAGGACGAUAUUUCAGACCCUGCGCUCCCCUCCCAGUUCAAUAGAGGGUGGAGAGGAUGGUCCGGUGGGAGACGGGGCUACAGAUGGGGUUAGAGACCGGGAAAGAACAUCAGUCUCCAUCUCUGGAUCACAAUAUUCACACUACAUCCGACGGCGGCGGAAAUCGAUUAAGACCAUUGUAACCAUCACACUGCUGUUUGCACUCUGUUUCCUGCCCUUCCAUGUGACCCGGACGCUAUUCCUGCUCCUGCGGCGGGGCCAGCUUGGAGGCUGCAACGUCAUGAAGACUGUCUCCAUUUGCUACAAGGUAACCAGGCCGCUGGCUUCUUGCAAUGCCUGGUUGAACGCCCUGCUCUACUUCUUGACGGGAGAUAAGGGCGCCCCCUGCUGCUGGCCAGCAGAACACACGGUCCGUAGAGACCUCCGGAGCGGCUCUCUCUGGUGGCCACUGAAAAUCCUGAAAAAAGAUGGAGUGGGUGAGGAUGACCAGGAGGCGGCUGAGAAGGUUGGAAGGGAGGUGCACAUAGAAAACGAAUCCAAGUCUUCAAGGGUCAUCUUCUAGAAGGUUUUUGAGUUGGUUUCUUUGUAAAAGACUUAAAACGAUGCACCAGGAAAGGAUCGAGCAGUUAAACAAAAAGCUGCUCAGUCAUGUUGGAGAUUCCACUAGAAAUUAGAGCAACUUUUAAAUGAAUUUCCAGAAAAUUGGCAAAAGAAAAUGUGAAUUACAUUUCCAUCCACUACUAUUACAUGAAUCUUAGGAGUCAGUUGAUGGUUGAGGACAAGGUUGUUAAAAGAACUUUUAAUACCACGUGGAUACAUCAGACAUUUUUAUCUGUUUCUAGUAUUAAUUUAAGGUAGAUUACAGUCUCAUCGCUCCACACAGAUCGGAUGACUUGAACGUCGCAUUUUGCUUUUUUCAAUAUGACAAAUUUUCCAUCUCUCCAACUUAUUUGUGAUAUUUAAACUUAAAUUAGAAAUUGUGUAUUAGGAUAGAAAUGCAAAAAUGAUACUUCACAGCGACUUCUAUGUAAAAUUAUUUUAAAAUAUAUUUAAAAAUGUAGAUCAGGGUGAUCCAAGAGUAAGUGGGCAUUUUGAAUUUAACCGGACAUUUGACACCAGAUUUCAUCACUUAACAGUUUUAAAUACUUCAUAAUGUGGACGCAUUUCAAUUGGUAUCAAAUAAGUAUUUAAUAUCCAGCACUACUGUCAACGUUGAGUCACGUCAAUAAGAAAAACACAAAUAUUCUCUAACAAACUAUAAACAUGCUGUUUUAGCAAGAAAUCAGAAAUGUGUGGAGUCUGAUAGAGAAGACAACCUUUAAAAUCAACUGCCCUCAAAUGAUAAAUUCACUAAAUAACUAAUAAUUAAUUUAAUAAUUUGUACCCUUCAUGUCCUCAGAAUACUAAAUUUGCCCUUUGUUCAUCCCCUGACACUCUCAGUGUGGUUCAGUGUGUUUUUACUUUUUAGAUUUAUGGAUCUACUCAUUGUUUGUUGUACUUUUUUAAGCAGGUUUUCAGUAUAUAGCGUGUUCACACACAUGCAGAUGGUCGAUUCUUUUAGUAUCCUGUGAUGAUGAUUUUUGUUGUUUUUUAAAAAUAAAGAUUAGUUUGUAGUACAUAAUGCGUAGAAUCAGUGCAUAGACACUGAGCAUUGGUUGUAUUUCUUUUUAGGAUAUAAAUUAAUUAUUUUCAUUAUCUACUAAUUGGUUUAUUUUUUAAAUUAUACUUUUAAUCUUUUAUACAAAAUAUACAACCUGUUUGCAGGUUGAUAAUGAUAUAAGACAAGAAAAGCAGAAAACGAUCAUGUUGUUUGACGUCUUUUACCUUUUAGAAGACAGACAUGGGGGCACUGCAUACAUUAAGAAUGUAAAUUAUUAUUUGGAGAGUAAUUUUUUUAAAAAUUUCAGCCUGCAACAGACAAAACAAAAUAAAGGUUUGUUUCUGUCUGCAUGAAGUUUUUGCCUUCUCCUGCCGUUAGCCAGAAACCAGAAAGUUGACCUUUGAUCCUGUGUCAUAAAAUCUGACUGUUCUGCUGAGUAUUAACAGGUUGCUGACUUUGUUGUUUUUUUUUCUUGUGUAAGUAAAGACAAACCUUCACUGAAUCAGUCAUGGACCAUGUAAUUGAUAAGUGUGAUUCAUGUUAACCCCUAAAUGCAGCCAUGUUACCAUGCUGACUUGUGCUGCUGUCUGAAUAUAGAGCAACACUCUGCACGUACCUGCUUCCUGUGAUGUUGUUGUUGUUGUUGUUUUUGAGCUCAGGUCAGUCUGUGAUGUCAGACCUCAUAUUUUUUUUGACUUGUGUAAUUUUGACAUUUUUGUGCUGCAAUAUCUGGAUUAAAGUGUGUUGUCGACAUCA
This is a messenger RNA of Larimichthys crocea (large yellow croaker), 3752 nucleotides long. RefSeq names its product P2Y purinoceptor 6. Gene Ontology annotation, cellular component: membrane. NCBI's taxonomy places the organism in Eukaryota, Metazoa, Chordata, Actinopteri, Sciaenidae. Gene Ontology annotation, biological process: G protein-coupled receptor signaling pathway. The record is from RefSeq and is a predicted model, not a curated record. Gene Ontology annotation, molecular function: oxysterol binding; G protein-coupled receptor activity. The transcript has 5 exons. The coding region runs from base 561 to 1958 and encodes 465 amino acids.